Messenger RNA from Lepisosteus oculatus (spotted gar), 4954 nucleotides. RefSeq names its product FERM domain containing 4Ba (gene frmd4ba). Lineage: Eukaryota; Metazoa; Chordata; Actinopteri; Semionotiformes; Lepisosteidae. Gene Ontology annotation, molecular function: cytoskeletal protein binding. Gene Ontology annotation, biological process: establishment of epithelial cell polarity. Gene Ontology annotation, cellular component: adherens junction; cytoskeleton; bicellular tight junction. The record is from RefSeq and is a predicted model, not a curated record.
GACUUUUGACAGAAGCUUGUGUUAAGUGGGCAGGGAGGACUGGAGCUCGACUGGGGACUACCGGACAGGGCUGAGCCCACAGCAGCGCUUGGCCAGCCUUCAGGCACGCUUAAUGGGAGUGAGGGGGCCGUUUUUGGAUGCGGCCCAGGAGGCAUGCUGAAAGAGGAGUUUGUGUGACCCUGGCUUCAUACACCACCCUGGCUUUCCCUUAAAAGAGAUUCAGGCGGGCCGCUGCUGCAAUUACAUCAGCUGCGAGAGGAACCCCAGGUUUCUUUCUGGGAAGGCGAUGGCAGUGUGAAAACUCCAAGACAAGCGAUGGCCUCAGGUUUUAUGUGUGGGGUCGAGGAUUUGCUGAUCAGCGGCAGCCAGUUUGUCUGGGACCUCACGAUCACAACCCUGAGGAAAUGGUACAUGGAGAGAGUGAGGCGCUGCCAGCAGAUUGUGCGGACGUGGUGCAGACUGGGGGAGGUUUACCAGAUGACAGAAGGCAGGCUCUGCCAGGUACACCUCUUGGAUGAGAGAAAGCUGGAAUUGCUUGUUCAGCCAAAGUUGUUGGCAAGGGAACUGCUGGAUCUGGUUUCAUCCCAUUUUAACCUCAAGGAAAAGGAAUACUUUGGAAUAACCUAUAUUGAUGACACUGGCCAAUGUAACUGGCUGCAGCUGGAUCGCAGAGUACUAGACCAUGAUUUUUCGAAGAAACCAGGGCCUGUUGCCUUGAAAUUUCUGGUCAGGUUUUACAUUGAGAGUAUAUCUUUCUUAAAAGAAAACAUUACCGUCGAGUUAUUUUUUCUGAACGCGAAAUCAUCCAUCUGCAAUGGAGACAUAGAAGUGGAAAGUGAAGAUGUUUUCAAAUUAGCAGCUUACACCUUGCAGGAAGCUAAAGGAGACUAUACAAGUGACGAAUGUACAAGAACUGACCUCAAGAAACUCCCUACUCUGCCUACCAAAGUCCUUAAGGAACACCCUUCUCUUGCUUACUGUGAAGACAGAGUGAUAGAGCAUUAUAAGAAGCUGAAGGGUAUCACUCGAGGACAAGCCAUUGUGCAGUAUUUAACUCUAGUGGAAUCUCUUCCUACAUAUGGUGUUCAUUAUUAUGAAGUAAAGGACAAACAGGGAAUUCCUUGGUGGCUUGGAAUCAGUUACAAAGGAAUAGGCCAAUACGACUUGCAGGACAAAGUCAAACCAAGAAAGUUGUACCAGUGGAAGCAACUAGAGAACCUGUACUUUCGUGAAAAGAAAUUUGCCGUUGAGGUUAACGACCCCCAUAGAAGAACAGUUUCUAAACGUACUUUUGGACAGACAGGACUGGUGAUCCACACAUGGUAUGCAAGCCAUUCUGUGAUUAAGACCAUCUGGGUGAUGGCAAUCAGUCAACAUCAGUUUUACUUGGACAGAAAGCAGAGCAAAGCAAAAAUACCAACAGCAAGAAGUUUGGGGGAUAUUGCCAUGGACCUGACUGACACAGGAGCACCAAAGAUGUCAAAACUAGGACACAUUGAAGGCAAAAAUCCACUCAUCAUGGCCAGCAAUGGGAGUCUUGUGUCCUCAGGGUCUCAGGACUCCGAGGUCAGUGAAGACCAAAAGAAAGAGAAGAUAUGCGAGCUGAAAAAGAAAGAGAAAGAUUUACAGGAUGUGCUGGCUCAGAAAUUAGAAGAAUUGAAGAAGAUAUGCUUGAGAGAAGCUGAACUGACUGGCAGGCUGCCGAAAGAGUACCCUUUAUCUGCGGGGGAAAAGGCCCCCCGUGUACGAAGAAGAGUGGGCACGGCUUUCAAACUGGACGACCUUUUUCCUUAUGAUGAGGAUCCCUAUCUGCAGAACCUGGAGAGCAGGUUUGCCCUGCAGCAGAAGAUUGUAGAAGCUGCCAAGAAGCUGGCCAGUGAGACCGAACUAUGCAAAACUGUGAAGAAAAAGAGAAAACAAAACUGUCUCGAUGCACUGAGAAGACUGCAGGAGAUAGAAGAUGAAAUCAAUGAUUACAGAAUCAAAAGUGGCAAGAGGCCUACGCAUAGAGCAUCUCUGGUCAUGGCAGAUGAUGUGAUGCGUUCUGAGUGCAGUUCCUUGUCUGACAGCCUUACACUCGAUGAUGAUGAUUCUGCUGGGGCUCAGAGAGCCCGGUCAUGCUCUGUUCAGUACUCACCCCGGCCCAGUCCCCCUCAGUCUCUGGGGAUCGAAUAUGAGCCUGAGGGAAGAGCAUCCUCCAGUGACCAACACCAUGACAAAGGCACCACCAGGUUGAAUUACAGUGACAUCAUUCAGGACUCCCUAUCUUAUGAUCACAGAGAAGCCUUAUCGACACACAGCAGCCCUUACAAAAUUCCAGCAAGGCAGCCUCGUGACGCGAGGAGCAUGCCACCAACACCAGUCAUGACACGCAAUGCCUACAGCAGCAGUCAGCUCAGGUCUGAAGGGACACCCCAGCACUUUAGGCAACGCAGUGGGAGCUUGGAAUCUCAGACGCUCCUCCUUUCAGAUGCCGAGCCGGAAAAGACGAUAUUUCCUCUCUCACCGGCCAAGAGGAGCAACAGCACCGAGGUCCUGGACGAUGGGUCGUCGUACACCAGCCAGUCCAGUGUGGAGUACGGCACAAACAGCCAGCCACACCCGCAGUACCGCACAGUGGACUCUCGCACCAGGGACCGGCGGCGGCACAAGAAGCCCAUCUAUGCAAACACAGGGAGCAUGCCCAAUCUUGCCCAGAAUGACUCCAGGUAUUGCGGGUACCCAGCCCGACCGCAUCCGACUUCCACCGCCUACUAUGUCACGGGCUACCCAGCUUAUACCGACCCUGACCCCUACUCCAACGGACCCUACAUGUACGAGAACGAAUCCGAGGGUCAUUACAACGUGAAUCCCUCGUACCGCAUGUCGAACUAUUGUGGACACGAAAGACAGUGCCGUUACUUUGAGGACGAGACGGACAGCCUCUCCCAAAACCCCUACGCAACCUUCAGACCUCCCAGGAGCAGACCAGGUGCUAAAAACGAACAAAUAACUAAAAACAUCCAGAAGGCACUGGUGGCCGAGCACCUCCGUGGCUGGUACCACCGUAACACUGGGCACAGGGACCAGGGACGCAGCCUGCUGGCAGGCUACGACUAUGACAGAGGAUCACAGCAAAGUCUAGGCUACCCCACUAUGCAUGUUCCUUUCUGCCACACCAGUAGGGCGCCAUCAUAUUCUUCAGUUUCUUCGGCUGCCAGCUCAGCAAACUGGCGCAGUCACCUGGCAGUAGGCCUCACUGAGAGUGAUGCCCUGUUUUCUGAUCGUCAGCCGUACCCCAGCUCUUACAGCACUGCCUGCACCCCCACCCCGACCCACAACAGAUCCUACAUAGAUGUGAACCAAAUGGAAAACGCCAUGAGCAGCCAAAUGGAAAACAGCUUAGAUCCUGAAGACCAGAUGUUGUACUGGCACGAGGAUUCCAAGCCUGGAACAAUAGUUUAGUCACCAGCAAGGAACUGUUUUGUGAUCAUGUUGGAUGAAACUUCAUGUGCCUUGGAUGACUUUAUUUUCCAACAAGGAUUUCCAAAAAAGUAUUCCAAGAGAUGGGAGGUCUACCUGUGAAAUGAGAAAGCUCUGCAAAGAUAUCUUACAAAAUUCUUGCACAAGCAUAUCUUAUGCAGAUGUCCAGUAAGACAUUGGCCCGAGAAAAGCUUGCUUUGGACUUGUGUAUCAAUGGCACUUGGUUUAAGUACAGAAGAGCACUCCAAAGAUACUGUCAUUAUGUUGUAGUAAAUGUGCUGUGAACAGCAACAAAAUAACUAUAGAAAAUAAGGAAUGAUAACUUCCUUGUCAGUCAAGCGUACUGGAAUCCUGAAGGAGCUUUUCUUACAAUAGGUACUAUAAAAAAUUCAGGACCCUGUUGAAAUGAAGGAUUGACUCUAACUGGAAAUUAAGUUUUAGGAUAUUUUGUACCGAUCUUUUGGUUAUAAGAACUAAAGGAACUUUUAUUAGAACUGAAAUGCUGAUGUAAUUUUAUACAGCUACUGAGGUGAAUUGGGAUUAUUUUAUUUUGGCAGUUACCAGUUUUAAUGUGUACUCUGACUACAUAUGAGUUUUUAAAACUUUUGUGUAUUAAAGUGCACAACAUGAAUGGUUACCUCAGUUUUCCACUGAAUGGAUGCAUUGUACAAUAUUUUUUAAAACCAUAUUUUUGCAAAAAUAAACAUUUGCAUCCUUUUUUGUUUGUCUGAUGCACACAAGAUUUCAAAAAGUUGCAAGAUUUUUGCAUUAUUACAAAAGCCAUAGAGCUAAAUACCAGUAUUUUUAAAAUUAUAUCCAAGAAAACGUGGUGUGUUUUGCUGAAGCAAAACAUUGAGCCUUCCCCACUCGGUAUUCGCAAUAAAUAUUAAAUAUUAUCAUAUAUAUAAUUAUAAUACUUACCUGGCAAUAAAUAUCACCAGGUAACACCUUCUGAAAGAAAUCCCUUUGCAACUGCAAUCCAAGCCUUUUUUUCCAGAUUAUUUUGCUCAUGAGGGCUAUCCUACCUCUUUAUUUUGAAGAAAGUAUUCUUUCUUUGAACUUCAACUGGAUAUCCUAGUUCCUUAGCUUAAACAGUAAUGAAACAACACUAGGCCUGUUUUUUUAAGCAGUUAUUGCAUUCCAUGCUGGACUCCAUGGACAGGUGCUCUACUUCCUCCCAAGAGAAGGAAUGUGUACGUAAUUGUCAAUAACGUAUAUAGAUUGUAUUUGGUUUUCUUUAUUUGUGAGCAUUUUUAUUAUGUGGUUUACAAAGCAUGUAAUAUAUAGUAAGCCAUCUAAUUUGGUAAGCUGGUUCUUGGUUGUUUUAAUAAAACCUGCAUUUGAAUUAAAAAAUGGAUCUUCAAAAGAAUAUGCCAUUAAUUUAUUCUUUUGCAUAUUUGUACAGCAUUCUUUUAAACACUUUGUCUACUUUUACCUGUUAUAUAUGACCUGUUUUUGAACAGGAUGUCAAUAAAAAAAGUAUGAAAUGAAA